Drosophila grimshawi is the source of this 1507-nucleotide messenger RNA. Its product is annotated as regulation of nuclear pre-mRNA domain-containing protein 1A. The transcript is spliced from 4 exons. Gene Ontology annotation, cellular component: RNA polymerase II, holoenzyme. Lineage: Eukaryota; Metazoa; Arthropoda; Insecta; Diptera; Drosophilidae. The record is from RefSeq and is a predicted model, not a curated record. Bases 151 to 1311 code for a protein of 386 amino acids. Gene Ontology annotation, molecular function: RNA polymerase II complex binding. Gene Ontology annotation, biological process: mRNA 3'-end processing.
GCCGCUGUUAUCAACACACGAGAAGAAGAAGACACAAUUAUUUUUGUUUUUCGGCCCCGUGUGUUUUUUCUGUCCCUUUUUUUCGUCUUUCAUCUAAAAAAUAAAGUACGGCAUAUAAAUAGAACUUGAUCACGUUUCAGAGUCGCUGCAAUGUCAGCCUUUACGGAAUCGGCGCUACUCAAGAAAUUAUCAGAACUCAAUCCCAGUCAGCAGAGCAUUCAAACAUUAUCCUUAUGGCUCAUCCAUCAUCGAAAACAUCACACGGUCAUUGUUCAGACCUGGCAACGUGAACUCCAAAAUGUGCCGGAGCCCAAAAAGUUAACCUUCAUGUACCUGGCCAACGAUGUCAUUCAGAACAGCAAGAAGAAGGGACCCGAAUACGGCAAGGAGUUCGGCAAUGUGCUGCCCAAAGUCUUUGCGCACAUUGGCGAAACGUGCAGUUCGGAAAAGCUGCUCGGCAGUCUUGGGCGCAUUUUGAAUAUAUGGCAGGAGCGAGGUGUCUACGAUCCAAAGACCAUUGUUGAUUAUCGCGCACGCAUGAACAGUGAGGCAAAAGAUGCCCCAGCUAAUGCGAACGGCAAUGGCAGCAGCAGCAGCACCAAAACCAGCAACAGCAACAGCAAAGGUGCCACUGUAUCAGCUGUGCCCCACAAAAGUAGUAGUAACAGCAACAGCGGCAGCAAAUCGGAAAAGUCUGAGAAGCGCGAGAAGCGCAAACAUGAAGAGCGGCAGUCGAAAUCGAAGAGGCCGCGUGCAUCUUCCCAUCAUCAAAGUGUCAGCGUUGUUGAGCCGCCUGCACCUGAGGCGGAAAAUGGUCACACACCGCCUUAUUUGACGCUGGGUGAACCACCGGAGCCCGAAGAGCUAAUCAAAGCGUUGACCAGUAUUGAGAACUCGGCGUCAAGUGAUGCGCUGGUGCGCGAAAGGAUCGCCAAGCUGCCGCCGGAAAUAUCGGAAAUUGGCUGCAUUACCAAACUAGAGGAUAAGGACAAGGCCAAAGUCUUGGCCAAACAGGUCAAUGAGGCGGUCGAUUUGCUGAACGAUUACAAUGCGCGUCUCUCUGCUGAGAUGGAGGAGCGGACCAAGCUGGCCGCCAUGCUGCGUGACUUUCAGGCGGAACAGAAGGAGUUGCUCGCUCAGGCCGAGCUGCGAUUGGAUGAACACAAGAAGAAGCUGGCCAAGAUGAUGGGCCUGCAGAAAGAGAUACACGAUCAUUUAUCCAAUCUACCAGAUCUGACACAGCUGCCAGAUGUGACCGGUGGCUUGGCGCCCCUACCCUCAGCCGGUGAUCUCUUUAAUACGCUACAUUGAUUCGAUUCAAUUCGAUACAUCUAUGAUUCUACUCCCGUUACCGAGCAGCUGCACGAGGAUUACACUUGAUGAAUUGAUUCUUACAUAAUAUACAUACACAUAUAUUAUAUUCGUGGCGUCGAUGGACGUGAAUUUUUGUCGCAUUAUUUUAUAAUCAAUCAGUUGAUUGUAAUUAAUACACUUAUUGACGGUUAAA